AUGGCUGACUUCAAAUUUGCCAAUUCCCUCGCCGAAGUCCCGGGAAAACCAAGUCUUCCCGAGGAGUUCACCAUAACUGCUUCUCCCUCGACAGAUAUUUGGUCCAAACCUCCUUCGGUAGAACGAUUCAACGCUCCGAUUCUAUACAAAUCUGUUCCAUUGACUACCUUUGAGCGCGCCAGAGCUUCAUUCUCAGCCAACUGGACACAUCAAUAUGAACAAGGAGGACUCAUCCUUGUGCUAAACUACGCAAAUGGAAGUCGGAAAUGGGUCAAGACUGGCAUUGAGCUUACCCAUGGUAAACCCCAUUUAAGCACUGCGACCAAGGAUAGAUGGGCAGAUUGGAGUUUGUAUCCGGUGACAUUGGAGGGUGAUGGAACCACAACAAUAGAGAUGAUCAGAGAUCAAGAAGAUACGUUGUGGAUAUACCAUGUCAAGGACGGUCAAAAAUAUCCUCUUCGAGAAAUUACUUGGGUUUUUGAGAAGGGUGUUGCUGUUACUGAUUUCUGGGUUGGUGUGUUUGCGGCGAAGCCCUCAAGUGAGCCUGGUGAUUUAGUAGUGAAAUUUAGUUCUGUGGUGAUAGAUGUUUCUCAAUAG
This is a messenger RNA of Talaromyces rugulosus, 597 nucleotides long. RefSeq lists its product as uncharacterized. Bases 1 to 597 code for a protein of 198 amino acids. The transcript has a single exon. The record is from RefSeq and is a predicted model, not a curated record. NCBI's taxonomy places the organism in Eukaryota, Fungi, Ascomycota, Eurotiomycetes, Eurotiales, Trichocomaceae.